Lytechinus variegatus (green sea urchin) is the source of this 3045-nucleotide messenger RNA. Its product is annotated as cytochrome P450 4V2-like. Gene Ontology annotation, molecular function: monooxygenase activity; iron ion binding; heme binding. The coding region runs from base 187 to 1722 and encodes 511 amino acids. Lineage: Eukaryota; Metazoa; Echinodermata; Echinoidea; Temnopleuroida; Toxopneustidae. The transcript has 12 exons. The record is from RefSeq and is a predicted model, not a curated record.
AAUGUUGGCCAUUCUUCUGCAUUGCAGUCCUUGGAACCGGUGAACUUUGAUCUGCGCUGUGCGUUCCCUGGAUGUGCAUGCUUGCUAUAUAUUGCCUCGUACUUGGCUGAAAUAUUUCCAUCUUUGCCAUCAUGCGGGAACAUCUCUCUAUCUACUAAACUACAAACUUAUUUUCAACUGUUCAAGAUGGCGGCUGAGCUACCCGCUGGAAUUGGUGUUAGUGUGUGCCUUGUAGCCCUCUCUGUAUUCUUAGCUUCCUACAUCGCAAAGUUCCUUCGUAUUUACUUCCUCAUCUCUAAAUUUGAGGGCCCUCCUGCAGUGCCAAUCUUCGGCAAUCUACUAUCAUUUAAGAGCGAUGCUAGAGAAAAUUACUUGCUCGGGAGGAAAAUACAUGACCAAUAUCGCCAGAAAUCUGGAGGCCUAAUAAGGGUAUGGUAUGGACCAUCACCUGCUGUUUUGAUCAUCAGUAGCAAGCACAGCGAGAUUUUAAUGAAUAGCAGUCACCACAUGGGUAAAGGAGUCCAGUAUAAAUGCUUGGAACCAUGGCUAGGACAGGGUCUUCUUACCAGCUCAGGGAAGAAGUGGGCAUAUCGACGAAAGUUACUCACUCCAACCUUUCAUUUCUCCAUCCUACAAUCUUUCAUAGAGGUGUUUAAUGAGCAGAGCUUCAUAUUGGUCAAUAAACUCGAAAAAUUAGCAACGGAAUCCCAGACAAUCAACAUCUUUCCUCUGGUCACGAAUUGCGUGUUGGAUAUCAUAUGUGAUACAGCCAUGGGAAAGCGGACCAAUGCACAAGAAAACAGUGAGAAUGAAUACGUUCGAGCCGUUGAUAAUAUGAGUCGUCUUGUUAUUCGUCGAAUGAGGAAUCCAUUGUGGUGGUCAGACUGGCUUUAUAACAAACUAGGAGUAGGGAAGGAGCAUGAUAAAUCAUUAAAAGUCCUUCAUAAAGUAACCAAAGAGAUGAUUCAGGAGAGACUCCAUCACGUUCCUUCAAAUAAAAGUGAAACAGACCAAAGCGAGUCAAUCACUGGAAAACGCAAAAGAAUCGCAUUCCUAGAUCUUCUUCUUCAGAUGCACCGUGAAGAUCCCAGCUUUACUCUUGAAGACAUCAGAGAGGAAGUAGAUACAUUCAUGUUCGAGGGUCAUGACACGACAUCUGCAGCAGUUAGUUGGGCUAUCUUACAUAUUGGACAGUAUCCAGAGAUUCAAGCUCGUCUGCAUGACGAAAUAGAUGAAGUCUUUGGCGAAUCUGAUCGACCAGUCACUUCAGAUGAUCUAUCUAAGCUACCAUACUUGAGUCGUGUUGUUAAGGAGACACUCCGUAUCACCCCACCUGUGCCUGGCAUUGCAAGGAAACUUGACGAGGACAUAGUCAUAGAUGGUAAAGUAAUACCCAAAGAAGCGGCAAUCCUUCUCAUAAUCAAUGCCCUCCAUCGUGACCCGGAACAGUUUCCUGACCCAGCUCGGUUUGACCCUGAUCGAUUCUUACCUGAGAAUUCGGCUAAGCGACACCCUUUUGCCUUCAUUCCGUUCUCUGCAGGACCAAGAAACUGCAUUGGUCAAAAGUUUGCAAUGAUGGAGGACAAAGUUAUCCUGAUCAACAUCCUUCGAAAGUUCUCUAUCAAAUCACUUCAGACUCUGGAAGAGGCCAAACCCGCCGGAAUGUUAAUCUUGCGACCAUCAGAGGGCAAUAUACUUGUUAAUCUCAGUUUGAGAAAGUAGUUCAAGCGAAAACCAAUUAUGACAAAAUAUUUCUAAAAAUCGAAAAAAGAAAAACUUUUUGUUACUUGCCGCGAGAAAAUUUAUUUCAAAUUUAAUUACCAUAAUAUUAACUAAAAUGAAGCGGUGUGAUAUACUCCACUGUAUUCACGUAAAUAUUUCGAAUAGCCAGGACAUUUUACUUUGUCAUCAUUUAAGGCAAUUAUUUUUAUACUUUAAAUUGACUUUAACAAAUUCAUGCUUGCCCCCCCCCCCCUCCAUGAAUGGAUCGAGUCUAACCAAGGCUGCACCUGGGUAUAGUGAUAGGAGGAAGGACGAACUAGUGGUGAUGAUUUAUUUUUUGUCUCAGUUGGAUAACAGAGGUAAUCAUAGAGAUGUAAAUACUUUUUUUCUUGGAAUGUCAUAGGGGUGGUCGCCUCCCCCCCCAUCAGUAUCACACCCUGGGUCAAGCAAUCAUACACUAGACCAUGGAUUCUCGAUCCAUGCCUAUGUACAGACCUUUUCUAUCAUUGAUGCAUGUAGAAGAUUUGAUUUGUCUCUGAAAAUUACAGGUAUUGUGACAGUAAUGAAACUAGCUAAGUUACAUAUAUAUUGAAGUUUGCUAAAUUCCUCUACCAAAUGUUGGUGAAGAAGGUAGAAUUGAAAUUUUCAGUGCUUUUGUUUACCCUCAGAAAUGUUUCAAGUCUCUCACGUGAACACAAAAAAGUGAUAUGCAAACAGCACAUCAUUUGUAAUAAUUAUAUAAAUAAGGGGACCAAUAACGUUACCAAUAUUUCUUUCUAUUUUUAUAAAUAUGAAAUAUGUAUUGUAUUUCUGCAGUUUGAUUCCCAUAUAACACAAUAUCAUUUGUGUAUGAUUUCAUUCACCAUUAUCAUCAAUUAUUUUGAUGGUAGAGUUCCUCUUCCAUGUCUUCAUGACCGAAUUCUAUAAAAAAUAGAAUUCUCUCUAUAUCGUGUUGGCCUAAUAAAACAAAAUUAGUGAGUGUGUUAAAUCAGAUUCCUCAUAUCGAACCUGAUGUGCGCAUAAAUGAAACGAUUUCCUUAUCUAUUAUCCAAUUUGUAUCAAAAAACUUAGCGCCAUGUGUAUAUUUGUCCAAAUCAAUGCAUUGCUGGGGUAGACACGCUCUGUUUCGAACCCAAUAAUUGCUAGUCUGUAUAUACGCUUUAAAUUUAUGUAAGGGCUAAUCUGACAAAUUUGAGACAAACCAAUAAUUAUGAUUAUGCUCAACUUUACGGCACUGAUAAUAUCAAUUAACAUUAUUUCUAUAGCGCUUAUCACAAAACAUGUCUCUAAACGCCUCGAGGAUGAAUUAGAGAGAAGGAAUUU